GAACUUGAUCAUUUUUCUGACACAGCUCCAGCCACCCUUCCUGACCAUCAGCCGCAUUUCUCGCCGCGUGUCGGCUGGGGAGCCACCAGAAGCAUCUGUUGCGAGUCUCGUGUCUGAUUUUCCUUGACACGCUGCUUCGCCAUGGCGGACGCGUCGCCUCACAGCUUAGCAUCGUCGAUAUAUUGCCACGCGUGGAAUGGCAACAUGUCCAUGGUGGCCGUUAGCCCGCGAACAUCGGAGCUGUGGAUAUUCAAAGCUAAUAUCGCGGAUGACGAGAAACAGUGGGAGAAGCUGCACACGUUAUCCAAGCAUGAGGACCUCAUAUCAGGCGUGGAUUGGGGCGCCAAGAAGAACCGCAUCGUCACAUGCUCGCACGACCGCAAUGCCUACGUGUGGAAUUGGGUGGAGGAGGAGUGGAGAGCGGCGCUGGUCAUCCUCAGACUCAACAGAGCGGCUCUCUGCGUUGCGUGGAGUCCCCAAGAGAACAAGUUUGCUGUGGGAAGUGGGUCCAAGACUGUCAGCGUGUGCUACUAUGACGACGAGAACAGCUGGUGGGUGAGCAAGGUGAUUCGGAAGAAGCAUGCCUCAUCUGUUACCAGUGUUUCCUGGCACCCAAACAAUCUGCUACUGGCGACCACAUGCACGGACAACAAGUGCCGGAUAUUCUCUGCAACCAUUAAAGGGGUUGACCCCAAAAGCUCGGAGAGUUCUUCCUCUGGCGGAUUCUCAGGGAAGUUUGGCGAGCAACUACUGCAACUCGACCUGGCUUUUGGGUGGACCUUCGGAGCCAAGUGGUCGCCGUCAGGGGCUAACCUCGCCUUCGUUGGCCACGACUCCACCAUUCAUUUCAUCAACGAUGUCGGUCCCUCGCUAACCCUCCACUCCAUCUCUCUCCGAUACCUCCCACUGCGCGAUGUGCUCUUCCUCUCGGAUCGGUUGCUUGUGGCUGCUGGCUUUGACUACAACCCCAUUCUCUUUAGUGCCGACGCCAAUGGCACAUGGACGUUUGUGAGAGUAUUGGAUGACGCUGAGGAACCUUCCUCCACUGCCACUGGCACUGCUCUCUCUGCGAAGGACCCAUUCGGUCGGUCAAUGGAGCGGGGCAAUUCUCUCCGCUCCUCGUUGACCGACGCUGCUCCCAACGCUCCUUCCAAUCCCGACUCUGAGCUCUCUAAAGGACCGAGCACUGUUCACCAGGACUGCAUCACCUGCAUCCGACCACUGGGAUCAGCAGAUGAUUCCAUCAUUCAGCAAUUCUCUACCUCAGGUUUAGAUGGGAAGGUGGUUGUAUGGGAUGUGUCAGGCUUGCACCUAGCCCGGUACACUUCACGGCCAGGCCAUUAAAAUCUGUGCGGCUUCUUGUUGUACCAGUUAUAUAUUCAGUAUGGCAAGAUAAUGUACCUGGUUUGUGCCUCUUUGCUUAAGUAGAAUGUUUAGAUAGAAAAUGCUCCACCUCAAAAGCCAGGAUGU
This is a messenger RNA of Closterium sp. NIES-67, 1470 nucleotides long. Lineage: Eukaryota; Viridiplantae; Streptophyta; Zygnematophyceae; Desmidiales; Closteriaceae. The record is from the annotation of a GenBank genome assembly.